CUGGCGACCGAGCACUGGCAUGGAUACAUCUAGCGUCUCGGUUGUUACAAACUAGCGGCGAGGCACACAAAGUUGCCUUUACAAUUCCAGCAGGCGGGUGUGCAAAAUGGCCACACUGAGUGCCAAGCCAGGCCUGCGCCACAAUGUGUCCGACUGGGAGGCAAGGAACAAGCAACUGUCCCAGACCGCCGAGUACCAGCGCCAAGUGUCCCAAGAUGUCCGCCAGGAGGGAUUGGUUCUGCGCAAUGAGACCACCACUAAAACCAAAUGGGACGAGAGCGACAGCAGUCGCAGACUGACUGAUAGGAUUCAGGACAUCAGCCACUGGAAGAGCAAACUGGAGCAUUGUGCCCAGGAUGUCGAUAAAGAGAUGGAUGCUUUGACUCAGUCUAAAGAGGAGACGGAGCAGGCCUUGGCAGCCACAGCGCUGCCCCUGGAGGUCACCAUCGAGUGCCUGACGCUGUGGGAGGGCAGGCGCGGCGGGGAGCUGGUCAGCGACCCAGUGGAGGCCGAGCUGAAGAAGGACGUGGAGUUGAUUGACAGCUGCCAGCGCUCGCUGCAGCAGCGCAUUGAUCAGUCUUUCGAACAACUGUGCUUGUUACAGGAAGCGUGGCAUCAGGUGAACUCUGACCUCCAGAACAAGAGAGAUGCCCUGGAUGUGGACAUGUCCUGUCUGACCCUCACAGUGACCUCACCACAGAUCUCCCUGAAGCCCAAGCCCCUGAGGAUACCAUCCAGUACCAGCACUCCCCAGCAGUGGGAGAAGUUCAGCAUUUACAAUAUAGCAAGAGCUAAGGAGGAGAUGCAGGCCUCGCUGGCCCUGAGAGAGAACAUGAGCGUCACUCGGGCCCAGGUGCAGAAUGACAUGAGAGCCGAGGAGAUGGCUCUGGAGUUUGCCCUCCGCAAGCGCAAACACCACCUGCAGCAGUCCAGAGAUGAGCUUAGCUGGCAGUUGAGGACGACCCAGGACGAGAUCCAAGACCUUGAGAAGGACAUCCGUGGUCUGGAGACAGACCUGCACGCCAAACAGAACUUCCUGAAACUGACACACACACGUCUGGAGAACAGGUUCAAGAGACCUGGAGUGGACCUCUGCUGGGACGAGGUUCAGUUUGGGCUGGUGGAGGAGCUGAAGCAGCUGGAGAUGACCGUCCAGACCCUGCAGCAGAAGCUGGGCCAGGCUCGACACUCGCUGCAGGCCUUGCAGCAGCACGAGGCGUGCAUGCAGGAGGACCUGUCCCGCAAGGAUGAGGCCCUGGCCCUGAUGCAGAGGUGCCAGGAGGUCCGCAAGCGCAUCGCCGCGGCCAAGCCCAACCGCCGAGCCUCCGGGACCGUCGUUCCCCUCACCAACUCCAGCGGGAGGCAUGCCGUCACCAAGGCCUAAUGUCCACUUUCCCCUAAUUCACCUCGUAAUCUCCUCCCUGGCCCUUAACGAAAUCGUACGACUAAAGCUGGUGUGUGUAGCACUCAAAGCAAUAUAAGAGUAAUCCUAGAUGUCAAUACAAUCAUGUCACAAGUUCACAA
Messenger RNA from Sardina pilchardus (European sardine), 1524 nucleotides. It is a transcript of the gene tekt2, whose product is annotated as tektin 2 (testicular). Gene Ontology annotation, cellular component: nucleus; microtubule cytoskeleton. NCBI's taxonomy places the organism in Eukaryota, Metazoa, Chordata, Actinopteri, Clupeiformes, Clupeidae. Bases 107 to 1384 code for a protein of 425 amino acids. The record is from RefSeq and is a predicted model, not a curated record. Gene Ontology annotation, biological process: cilium assembly; cilium movement involved in cell motility. The transcript is spliced from 10 exons.